Messenger RNA from Python bivittatus (Burmese python), 1797 nucleotides. RefSeq names its product EF-hand domain family member B (gene EFHB). Gene Ontology annotation, molecular function: calcium ion binding. Lineage: Eukaryota; Metazoa; Chordata; Lepidosauria; Squamata; Pythonidae. The record is from RefSeq and is a predicted model, not a curated record.
AUGGUGGGCGGGCUGCCGGUUAAGGGGCUGCACGGAGCCGUUAGGCAAGUAUAUCAGGGGAAGUUUAUCGACCGGUUUCCUGAGCUCCCCACAGCUGGAAAGUUGAUACCAAUUGGAGAAACUGCUGCCACUUGUCUUAUUGAUAUCCUACCCAGACCAGUUACUCCACCUGUUGUAAAAAAGUUUCGAAACACCAGCAAUCCUCCUACAGGUAGAGAAAGAGUAUUUUAUGGCCGAGCAAAUGAUCCUGAUAUUGCAUCAUAUUUGACUCAUGGAAUAAAAUCCAUCACUUCUGAGAAUGUAUCGUUAUUAGCAAAUCCACCUCCUAAAACAGGCUUCCAACAAAAAAUUAAAAAGAAGAAAGAAUCUGUCUACUUAAGCAGCCGUGAAGCUCCUCUUGGGAAAUCCCAUGAUCAGUCACUACGAUUGCCUAAAGGAUUGGAUGUGAAUCAUACUCGAUUUGGAGUAUCAAUCAAAAGAGACACUUCUGCUGAAGAAGUUAUAAAUCCCCCAAAGACAUUUGAUGAAGUCCAAAAAGAAGCACAGGAGGGACAUGAACUGUAUGUUUUGACACACAAUGAUUAUUAUGUUGGAGAGACAGUGAAUAGAAAAUAUAACCCAUCUACAUUCAACAGAUUUAAUCUUUAUGGUAAAGAAACACCACAUUUUAAUGAUGGUCGGAAUAUUGGCAGAACCUUACGCUGGCUCCAUGACCUCCAAAUGAAGAAAUCAGCACAAAUUGUGUCAAAAAUAAGUGAUGAUUUCAAGGAAAAGUUUCAGCCUCAGGUUGGAAAAGUUCAUGAUCCCAUAGCAGAUACGCUUAAUGUUCCUCCAGACCACACAUUUGGAAUACUCAUUCAUCCUGAUGAAUACGGUGUUGGGGACCUUCUUCAUAACCGGCUUCCGAGUGAGUAUCUUAAGGGUAAAGACAGAGAACGGGCUGUCUUUACUGCAAUUCGACAAAAUUUGAAAAAGGCAAAUUACCACAACUUUGAUACUUUAUUGCACGCAUUCCGCCAUUAUGAUAAGGAUGGUGAUCGAAAAAUAAGCAGAGAAGACUUGAAAAAGGCCUGCUUUCAGCUUAAUUUGGACUUGGAUGAUGAACUUCUGGAUUCUUUAUUUAAUUACUGUGAUUUGGAUAAAGAUGGUUUUAUAAACUAUCUGGAGUUUGUAAAUUUUCUUAACUGGAAAGACAAAAUGGCUAUUCAGGAGUAUGAAGAAAAAAUAAUAACAAAAGGGAAAAGACCAGGUCCUUCUGAUCUUAUUCCACCAAAUGAUUCAGAAAUUAAAGCUGAUGAAAAUGCUUUGCUAAAGCCAGAUGAUAUUGUACUUAUGGAACCAGGAAGUUUAGAAAAAACAGCUAGAACACUGUCAAGACCAACAGAUUGUGUAUUUUCUGAUUAUCGCACAACCUCGUCUCAAUAUAAUGCGGUUGUAGGUGGCAUUCCUUCAUCAUUUUACCCCCUAUAUGGUGUUCCAACCAUUCGUUCAGAUAUUCCUGCCCCUCGUUUUCGCCGCAUCAGUGACAACACUAAUUAUGGAGAUCAAGCAACUGCAUAUGCACUGUUAUACCCCUCUGUCUGUAAUAAUAAAGGAGUGUAUGAGAAAGACUUCUUCAAGAUAAGAUCAAAAGAAGAGAUUGCAGCGAUUUUGCACAACAUUGGUGUGAAACUUUCAGAGGAAAGCUUUGAUGAAGUAUGGAGGCAGGCCUGCCUGAAAGAUCACAGAGGAAAUGUUUGUGUAGAAUCCAUCAGAAAUAUACUGGAUGAGAUGCAGGCAUUACACAUGACAAAAUGA